AUGACCACCGACGUCGUUACUAAGAAAGCUGUGAGAUGGCACAAAUUGCCAUUCACCCAAUUUUUGGUGCACGAGUCUAAGCGCGCUCACUUCCAGCCGUUUCUCAUUGCCGGAGUCGCUGCAUGGGUGAUUUGUGGCAUCCUUCCAACUCGUGGUGCCACCCAAGAAGAUAAGGAGAAGAGCAACUACUGGAAGCGUGUUAAUGGCAAGUUCGAUUACAGUCACCAUUAA
Molecule: messenger RNA, 231 nt
Organism: Plasmopara halstedii
Lineage: Eukaryota; Oomycota; Peronosporomycetes; Peronosporales; Peronosporaceae
Exons: 2
Coding region: 1-231 (76 amino acids)
Source: RefSeq, a predicted model, not a curated record